Messenger RNA from Acanthosepion pharaonis, 819 nucleotides. The record is from the annotation of a GenBank genome assembly. Lineage: Eukaryota; Metazoa; Mollusca; Cephalopoda; Sepiida; Sepiidae.
AUGGUUUUCGGAACAGUGUUCAUAACUUUGAUAUUGGCUGUAUUUACUUACGGAUUUUAUAAAAUUGCCAAGCGUGCUUGGGAAGAUGGAAAACCUUUGGAUUAUAAGAAAGAUAUAAAAUUAACAGGCAAGAUUGUUUUAAUUACUGGUGCCAACUGUGGCCUGGGAAAAGCUACGGCGUUAGAUCUAGCCGCCCGGGGAGCGCGUGUUAUUCUCGCUUGUAGGAACAAAGAGAAAGCUGAAAUAGCGGCCGAAGAAAUAAAAAGUGCAACAGGGAACCAAGAUGUGUCCAUAGUAAUUUUGGAUCUUUCUGAUUUGGAUUCCGUGAAGGCAGCGGCUGAAAACGUUAUCAAAACAUACGAUAGAUUAGAUGUUCUGAUCAACAAUGCAGGAAUUGGAUUAAAUGACCAAGAAACCACAAAGCAAGGGUUUGACAUGAUAUUUGGCACCAACUAUUUAGGUCACUUCCUUUUCACUCAACUUCUUCUUGACCUUCUGAAGAAAUCUACUCCCAGUCGAAUUAUCAAUGUCAGCUCCACACCCUUGGUUGCCCAAGAUACAGCCAAUGAGAAAACAAACGAUGACCAAAAGGAAGAUGAGCAAGAAGAAAAAACGGAAAGUCCCUUAAAACCAGUAGUAGAUGCUUUAACACCUGAAGCUGAAGACAUAUCUAUUAUAAAUAAAUCAGCUUGUGUGGAAAGUUUUUCUGCAAUAUUAGAUGAUAAAAUUAGUGAAUCUUCUCCUGUUAAUGAUGACAUUACAGUUAAUCCAUCUACAACUAUCCCAGAAGAAACUUCAACAGCUAAUGUUGAUGAGUAA